Molecule: messenger RNA, 2531 nt
Organism: Xenopus tropicalis (tropical clawed frog)
Lineage: Eukaryota; Metazoa; Chordata; Amphibia; Anura; Pipidae
Gene: syt11
Product: synaptotagmin 11
Exons: 4
Coding region: 88-1380 (430 amino acids)
Biological process (GO): negative regulation of secretion by cell
Cellular component (GO): membrane; presynapse; cytoplasmic vesicle membrane
Source: RefSeq, a predicted model, not a curated record
CUUGCCCCUCCCCAUGAGCAGGAGUAGGUGGGAGUGGCCUGGACUCUCAUCAGCACCAGAAGCUUCGCCCGAGAGAAAGCGAGAAACAUGGCGGAGAUCAGCAGCAUCACCCCCGGCUUCGAUAUGUCUCCAGUAGCAGCGGGCUUUGUGGGAGCAGCUGUUCUGGUGAUCUCCGUCUCGGUGACGGUUUUUAUCUGGACUUGUUGCCAUCACCGGGCACAAAAGAAACUGAAGAACCCUCCGUACAAGUUCAUACAUAUGCUGAAGGGUAUCAGUAUCUAUCCCGAGUCACUGACCAACAAAAAGAAAACCGUCAACAUCCGGCGAGACAAGCCCCCUCCGGAGAGCGAUCCUGCCCACAAUACCCUUAUGGGGAACCAUGGAGAGCUUGGUUUGAUGAGUUCUGAGAAGGGUCCUAACGGGCUGGCCACUGCAACCUGCACAGACCAGCUGCCUGUUCAUUCCAGUUAUGGUGAUGAAUUCAGUCCAGGGCAGAGCCUGACUUCUAGCGGCAGCAAAUCUUCAUCCCCAUCAUCUCCAGAUGCCGACACCACCCUUGGCACCCUCAGUCUCUCUGUGGAUUAUAACUUUCCCAAGAAAGCCUUGGUGGUCACUAUCCAAGAGGCUCAUGGCCUCCCUGUUAUGGAUGAGCACUCUCAGUGCUCCGACCCAUUCAUCAAGAUGACCAUACUGCCAGACAAGAAGCAUCGCGUCAAGACCCGGGUGCUUCGCAAGACCCUCGACCCAGUGUUCGACGAGACCUUCACUUUUUAUGGGAUUCCAUACAGUCAGCUCCAGGACCUGGUACUUCACUUUCUGGUUCUGAGCUUUGAUCGCUUUUCUCGUGAUGAUGUCAUUGGGGAGGUAUUGGUUCCUCUUGCAGGGGUGGACCCCAGCACUGGCAAAGUACAAAUUACCAGAGAUAUCAUCAAGAGGAACUUUCAGAAAUGCAUGAGUCGAGGGGAGCUGCAGGUGUCGCUCUCCUACCAUCCGGUGGCGCAGAGAAUGACCGUGGUGGUGCUGAAAGCCAAACACCUGCCCAGGAUGGACAUCACCGGCCUCUCAGGUAACCCAUACGUCAAGGUGAACGUGUACUACAGCAGGAAGCGCAUUGCCAAGAAGAAGACUCACGUUAAGAAGUGUACGCUGAAUCCGGUCUUUAACGAGUCCUUCAUCUAUGACAUUCCCACCGACCUUCUUCCAGACAUCAGCAUCGAGUUCCUCGUCAUCGACUUUGACCGCACCGUUAAGAAUCAGGUGAUAGGUCGGGUCAUUUUAGGCGCUCACAGCGUUACCGCCAACGGAGUUGAACACUGGCGGGAGGUCUGCGAGAACCCACGGAAGCCGGUGGCCAAGUGGCACUGCCUGAGCGAGUACUAACCGUUGGGACCGUUUGGGUGUAAGGUUGAACACGUAUCAGGAGGGGGCUAGAAGGGCUGAAGCCGUGCAGUGGCAGGAAAGAUCCAUUUUGUGUAUCCUUGUAUAACCCCACCAGUGACCAGGGCACCUACUGGAGGUCGGCCCAUUGCAGAUGGUGUUCACCUCGUAUUAGUGGUAGAUGAAACUUUUUAUAGGCAGUUGGCUCUUACAACGACACGCAGAACAUUCUAACCCUAAAUAUUUACUAACGAGAGCAUAAGAAAUCUCUACGUAUGUAUUCCUAUUCAGGACUGUACUCACUUGAUUGCAUGUUUACGACACACUUGGAUUUCUGAACCCUUUCUAGAACUCCAUGUUGACCCUGUGGCCAAACUCCUUGUUAGCCCUGUGCAUGUCAGGCACACCUUGCUACCGCGUGGGUUGGAAGAGAGCUCAGCGCGUUCCUAGGGCCGCUGAGAGGCGAUACGGAAGCUUCUCACUGAUGUACAGGGCGGGGUAGGUACUUAUCAACCCGGGAUAUUCCACAGCCUUGUAUGUGCUUGUGCUCCGUUCUGCCUCGGACCAGUUCAUUCAAUAUGUAUGAGGCAGUAACCUGUGGAGACCAGUAAGGUGACCAAAGACUGGGCAGGUCAGACAUUACUGUUGCCCCACGUAGACAUUAUAGCCCUUGCCGUCAGGCAUGAUCUGCAUCUCUCUGUAGCAAAGGGGAGCUUGGAAACGGAUCAUUUUCCCUUCAGUCAGCCCAUAGCAAUACUUGUAACCCCAUAUUGUACCCCCCAUGAAGUCCUUAGCAGCCCCCUGUAGAUGGUCAGACUGUGAGUCUACAGGGAAUACAAGCUUAGAGGGGCUUUUACUAAUGUCUAACAGCCCCAUGUCUAUCUUUCAACUGGCUACAGGCACGACCCCCCCGACUGUGUGUGGCCCCUCAUUCACUGCCAUUGUGCUGUAGGUAGCCCUGAGCAACACUAUUAUGCACUGAACUUUACCCUGCAGCCAUGGGAAGACUAUUUGCCCCCCCUGUAGCGAUGCUGAAUAUUGCGCCCCCAUCAGCAAUGCAUCGCGUGCCAGAAACCAUUUACUCACGCACUGUAUACUUACCUUUGUGUCGGGACCCACAAAUGGGCUUUUAAUACAAUAUUUCCCUACAAUAA